AUGAGAUCAGGAUAUUACAUGGACAUUGUUAAUAGAGUGUGCACGAAAUCAGACUUAAAAAUCAUGCGAUUAUGUGAUGGCAUUUCACAGCUUACAUUCGAGGUUCGAGGCUCACAGGUCAAUGACGGCCACUUCGAAUUUCUUCGACCAAUUAUGUUGUUUGAUGGAGUGUGCAACUUAUGUAAUGGAGGUGUCAAAUUUAUUAGGAGAAUGAGGUUUGAACCACUUCAAAGUGAAUCUGGUAAGAAGUUGCUGCAGAGGUCCAAAAGAGCACCGGACGAUAUUUCUAGUGUUGUUCUUGUUGAAAAGGAUAGAUCAUAUAUCAAGUCAGAAGCAGUACUGAAGAUCAUGGAAUACCUCAAUUUGCCUUUUCCUCAGCUUGCACUGUUUCUGCAGUUUGUGCCAUUGUUCAUAAGGGAUUUUGUAUACGACAACGUUGCGGAUAAUCGCUACAACAUCUUUGGCCGCACGGAAUCGUGUGAGAUAUAGUUUAUUAGGAUAGUUGAGCAUGAAUGUCAGCUUGAUUUAUACACUAACUUGCAAGAACAUAAAAGAUGUCAAGAUGAAUCCAUAGUUUCGUAUACAAAGAAAAAUAACAUCAAAAAUUAUACUGUAUUGUAUACCCUUCUGCACUUUGUACCUCAG
Messenger RNA from Papaver somniferum (opium poppy), 645 nucleotides. RefSeq names its product DCC family protein At1g52590, chloroplastic-like. The record is from RefSeq and is a predicted model, not a curated record. The transcript has 6 exons. Bases 1 to 489 code for a protein of 162 amino acids. Gene Ontology annotation, molecular function: protein-disulfide reductase activity. Lineage: Eukaryota; Viridiplantae; Streptophyta; Magnoliopsida; Ranunculales; Papaveraceae.